UGCUCACUGGGGGAAAUUGUGUUGCUCGUGCAGCUGGUAUUCCAUCCUCAACUCUUCUUGAGCUGCUCACACUAGCUGCACGCGCGCUCCUGUCCACCUCCUUCCCUGUGCCGCAGUCUCCGUCUCUGUCUCCAUCUCUGUCCGGAUUUACUGCCCUAUUUUCCCGCUGCUGUCAGACACACGACCGGAGCAACCAUGGAGGCCAUCAAGAAGAAGAUGCAGAUGCUGAAGCUGGAUAAGGAGAACGCGAUAGACCGGGCAGAGCAGGCUGAGGGGGACAAGAAGGGAGCAGAGGACAAAUGCAAACAGCUGGAGGAGGAGCUGCUGGGUCUGCAGAAGAAGCUGAAAGGAGUGGAGGAUGAGCUGGACAAAUACUCGGAGUCGCUGAAGGAUGCCCAGGAGAAGCUGGAGCAGGCGGAGAAGAAGGCAACAGAUGCUGAGGCAGAAGUGGCUUCUCUAAACAGACGUAUCCAGCUGGUGGAGGAGGAGUUGGACCGCGCUCAGGAGAGACUGGCGACGGCUCUGCAGAAGCUGGAGGAGGCGGAGAAGGCAGCUGAUGAGAGCGAGAGAGGAAUGAAGGUCAUAGAAAACAGAGCAUCAAAAGACGAGGAGAAAAUGGAGAUCCAGGAGAUGCAACUGAAGGAGGCCAAACACAUCGCUGAGGAGGCCGACCGCAAAUAUGAAGAGAUUGUGUUUAUGGGUAUGGGUUUGUGUGCGAGUGUGUGUUGCUGUAGUGUGUUGCUCAUUUUCGAGCCGUUAAAUGGCUGGUUCAUCCUGGAGGCUGAUUCUGGAGCGCUCAGAUGUAAAUCAGGUGACCUUGAGGAAGAGUUGAAAAAUGUCACCAACAACUUGAAGUCUCUGGAAGCCCAGGCUGAGAAGUAUACACAAAAGGAGGACAAAUAUGAAGAAGAAAUUAAAGUUCUUAGUGACAAACUGAAAGAGGCGGAGACUCGUGCAGAGUUUGCAGAGCGGUCUGUGGCCAAGCUGGAGAAGACCAUCGACGAUUUGGAAGAUGAAGUGUAUGCUCAGAAGCUGAAGGGCAAGGCUCUCAGCGAGGAGCUGGACCUGGCCCUGAACGACAUGGCUGCAUAGCUGCUCUCACUUCUUCUUUGCUCUCACUUCCUGUCUGAACUAUUCUCCACCUGCUUGCUGUUGUCUUGUUCCAUUCCACAGCGGUAUCUCGGUCUAGAAGAUUCUAGAAAAAUGCAAUGUGCCAAAUCCACCCGCCCUCCCCUCCUUCAGUGAUCUGUAUGUGUGUUGCACUAGUCUUUGUACAGAGAGUUAAGUUAUUGCUCACCCAAUCACUGCUGAGUUAAUGUCCUCUCUUUAUUCAGUCUCCAUGUUUCCCCUGCCCCUCUGUAAUAAAUCUAUUAAAGCUCUCUUGACUUUUC
Molecule: messenger RNA, 1391 nt
Organism: Notothenia coriiceps (black rockcod)
Lineage: Eukaryota; Metazoa; Chordata; Actinopteri; Perciformes; Nototheniidae
Product: tropomyosin beta chain-like
Exons: 9
Coding region: 196-1092 (298 amino acids)
Source: RefSeq, a predicted model, not a curated record